AUGGCCGCGUCCGAGGACGACAGCAGCUGCCUGGUGUCGCGGGGCCGCUCGCAGAGCGACCCCAGCGCCCUCGCCGACUCCGGCUCCUCCUCCGCCGCCGACCCCCGGGAGAGCCCAGAUGAGAUGGAGCAAACGCCACCAGUGCGCUCCGAGUACCUGGUCCCAGGGAGCCGAACUCCCCCCGUGAGGAGGAACAGCAAGCUGGCCACCCUAGGCCGCAUCUUCAAACCCUGGAAAUGGAGGAAAAAGAAAAACGAGAAGCUGAAGCAGACGACAUCGGCUCUGGAGAAGAAGAUGGCCGGCAGGCAGGGCCGAGAGGAGCUCAUCAAGCAGGGGCUGAUGGAGAUGAUGGAGCAGGAUGCGGAGAGCAAGCAGUGUGGCCCCCACGGCGGCUCCCGACCCACACCGAGCGAACCCUCCGCCGCCCCCCAGGAGGCGCCCCCCUCGGAGGACACCCAGCCAGGAAGCCCCCCGCCCUCGGGGACCGACCAGGCCUCCCGGGAGGAGCCGCCGGCCCCGGACGCCCCUUUGGACGACAGAGCCAAGAUGCCAUCUGCGUCCAGUGAGGACGAAGCGGACCCUGACAGCCUCCCGCCCACUGCUGACGAGCUCUCGCAAGCCUUAGCGGGGACCGAUGCCCCGGACUGUCCUCUCCGACCGCUGGAGAGAUGCUCGGGCCAGCUCCCCAGCCCCCCACGGCUGCCCACCCCGCCCCCCAAGGGAAGCUGCAAACUCACAAAAAGUGUCACAGGCCAAGCUGCACUCUUCCAAGGCCCCGGCAUGAAGAGCGCCGAGCCCCCCCUCCGGGGACAGCUGUCUACCCCCACCGUCCCGCACCUCACCACCGUCCACCGGCCGCUACCCCCCAGCCGCGUGAUCGAGGAGCUGCACCGGGCACUGGCCACAAAGCACCGACAGGACAGUUUCCAGGGCCGGGAGAACAGAGGGUCUCCCAAGAAGCGGGUGGACGUCCGCCUGUCCAGAGCGUCCAGCAUGGAGCGGGGCAAGGAGCGGGAGGAGGCGUGGAGCUGCGACGGCGGCGCGGCCGAGGGCAAGUGGGUGGUGGCCAAGGAGUCGGAGGAGAACAAGGAGAACCUGCUCCUGAGCGCCGAGCUCAAGGACGACUUGCUCCUGUAUCAGGAUGAAGAGGCGCUGAACGACUCCAUCAUCUCUGGCACGCUGCCGCGGAAAUGCAAGAAGGAGCUGCUGGCGGUGAAGCUGAGGAACCGGCCCAGCAAACAGGAGCUGGAGGACCGGAACAUCUUCCGGAGGACGGACGAGGAGAGGCAGGAGAUCCGGCAGCAGAUUGAGAUGAAGCUCUCAAAACGGCUGAGCCAGAGACCCGCCGUGGAGGAGCUGGAGAGGAGGAACAUCCUGAAGCAAAGGAACGAUCAGACAGAGCAGGAAGAGAGACGAGAAAUCAAGCAAAGACUGACAAGAAAGCUUAACCAGAGGCCCACUGUUGAUGAAUUAAGAGACAGAAAAAUCCUGAUACGUUUCAGUGAUUAUGUGGAAGUAGCAAAAGCCCAGGACUAUGACCGGAGGGCGGACAAGCCCUGGACACGGCUGUCAGCGGCAGAUAAGGCAGCAAUUCGUAAAGAAUUAAAUGAAUACAAAAGUAAUGAAAUGGAGGUACAUGCAUCAAGCAAGCAUUUGACAAGAUUCCACAGGCCAUAGAGAUUUUCUUCUGAGAAGAAUUUGUGUUUAACUUUUGAUACCAACACUGAAC
Molecule: messenger RNA, 1729 nt
Organism: Perognathus longimembris pacificus (Pacific pocket mouse)
Lineage: Eukaryota; Metazoa; Chordata; Mammalia; Rodentia; Heteromyidae
Gene: Phactr3
Product: phosphatase and actin regulator 3
Biological process (GO): actin cytoskeleton organization
Molecular function (GO): actin binding
Source: RefSeq, a predicted model, not a curated record